UUUGUGUGUGUCAAUUAGGGUUAGAAUUAAUUUUUUUUGUAAAGUUAUGGUUUUUUAUAAAUUAUGACAAUGGAACGAAAAAUAAAACUGAAAACAUUGAAUAGUCAUAUAACAUGUAAAAUAUGUAGAGGUUAUCUUAUAGAUGCAACAACUGUUACAGAAUGCUUGCAUACUUUCUGCAAGAGUUGUUUAGUGAAACACUUGGAGGAAAACAACACUUGUCCAACAUGCAAUAUUGUAAUACACCAGUCACAUCCAUUACAAUACAUAAGUUUCGACAGGACAAUGCAAGACAUUGUUUACAAACUCGUGCCUGAACUACAGAAAAACGAAAUAAAUCGUGAGAAAGAGUUCUAUCGCCAAAGGGGAAUACCAAAUCCCAAAGAUAUUCCACUUACAAAUGGGGAAGUACAUGGGGAUGAAAAUCAUGGGGAUAACACUCAUGCUGAGAGUGAUUACCAUAGACAAGAUGAGCAAGUGAAUGUUUGCUUGGAGUGUAUUAGUUCAAAUUUGAAGACAUUGAAACGUAGAUUCAUCAGGUGCUCAGCUCAAGCAACUAUACUUCAUCUGAAAAAAUUUGUUGCCAAGAAAGUGCUGAAUGGAAUGGAGAAAUAUCGUGAUUUGGCAGUGUUCUCAUGUACCUUUCAGAUUGACAUUCUCUGUAAUGAUGAGCUAUUGGGGAAAGACCACACAUUGAAAUUUGUGUAUGUGACACGUUGGCGAUUUCAAAAUCCACCACUUACCUUACAGUAUCGACCUAGAGUUGAUAUUUGAGUUCUCUGUUGAUUAAUCAUAACUAGCAAUUACUCCACUUCAAGUUGUUAUUGCAUCACUUGAUAUAGGUAAUUUGCUCUCUUUGUUAUUUAUUUUUAUUUAAAAUUCAGUGUCUAUUUUGUGUUGAAUGAGUAUUGUUUUUAAAAUGUACAUAAAUUAUACAAUAUGUAUAUAUGUAUGUCCUAAUUUUAAUAAGGUAAAGUAGUUUUUGCAAUCAUUGCUUGACUAGAUUUAUACUGAAUUUAAAUUCUCUAACUUUUGGAACCCAGUGAAUUGAAGGGUUUUUGUGCAAUAAUUGAUAUGUUCAGCUGCCUCAGCUUAUGAUUCGAGGCUUGUGGAUGUGAAAAUCAUAGAAAGCAGAAUUUUCAAUAAUAAUUAUCUAUCUGUAUUCUGGCAUAAAUAUUGGCAGAAUUUCUGAACAAUUCAUGGUGUUUUACUCAUUUUGAUCAAAUUGAAUGCAUAUCAUGAAUAUUAGAGAAGCAAAUAUUGUCAAAGUAUGGAUCAGAAAUAACAUAAUUACAAGAAUCUUCCUCUGAAUGAUGAAUAUUAGUGCUUCUCUUGGGGCUUCUACUAGAUACCAACCAAUUUCCUCCUGGUCAACAUCUUUGGUUUAUUCACACAGUCACAGUCAAUGAUCUUUUCAUCUAUUGGCCUUGAAUUAUGAUUUUGAACACAAUAUGUGCAGCAUUAUACUUAACAUGAAGUACAAAUUUUUAUAGCACUAUAUGUUUUGAGAAUCCUCAAAGUCAUGAGAAAUUUGUCUCAAUGAUUUUUCUUGAAAUGAAUCAUUAUAUUUCUUUUUAUGUAGGACUAUGCAAAAGUAAAUCAUGUGAUAGGGUAAAUUUUGUAACAAUUAGGGAAUAGGUUGUAUAGAAACAUAAUGAUACAACUGUUCAGUUGAUAUCUUGAUUCAAUAUAAAAUAUGAAUGGUCCUUGCUAACUCAGCAUGUAGAAAACUAUUGGGUUAUUAAUUACUGGUUUCCUAUAUUAUUAAAAACAUUAGCAAUAUGAAAUGCUUCUGAUUUUGACACUAGCAAGAAUCAUCCAUUUUUUAUUGAUUUUUCAGAGAUUCUGAAAUUAACACAAGGAUCACUCUUUUUUUCUUGAAAUAAAGCAUGUCUGGUGCAGUUUGAAUUCUCAAUUCUGCUUUGCUCAUCCUCAUAGUGAUGACAUGAAAAAAUGUCUAUAAACAAAUUAAUAUUUACAAAUAAAAACUGUAUUAUUAAAUAUGUCAGAGAUUUCAGGAAGUAUUCACAGAUAUCCAUGAAUAAGCAUGGCUAGUUAAUAACCUACUUCAUUUUUUAAAAUAAUUAUCUUUGCAAUAUUUGGAACAGUUGGUGUGCUGUUUGUUAUCCCAAUAAUGUAAUGAUAUGACCACACUUGAACCUCCAAUAUAAUAAUUAGUAUUCAGCAGAUUUGUAUCAUUAUGUAUAUUUUGUAAAAUAGACAAAUUUGUACAUAUAUAAACAUGUAGAUAUGAACCUACAUUUCAGAAUUCAACCUUCACUUUCUACUUGUAGUUUUUUGUAUUGUAUAUAAGAGCAAGUUAGAAUAACCUCACUUUGUUAUUUUGCAGCCAAGGAUGAUUGAUUGGUGUUUAUAAUUAUCAUUGUAUUCCUAUCAUUCUGUUCAUGAGUGAAACAUUUCUAUACCCAUCCUGAAUUAUAUCAAUUGUUAACUGAAAUACAUUGGCUAAGUUAUGUAUCACAUAGAGGUUUCUACAGUCAUUUUGCAUUUAAAAUUUCCUGGAAUCAAUCUAAUAUCUCUUGUCUAAAAUUUUUUGUUGUAUGUGUGUGUGAAUUGAUUAUAUUUUACUACAAUGUUAGGAACAUUGAACAGAUAAAAAACGAUAAGUCACCAUACUUUCAAAUGAGAAAGACAAGAAUUGGUAUGUAUAUACAGAGUGAUCAAUUCAAACGUUUCAGGUCAGAAAAAAACAAGUUUUUUGUAAAUUUUAGUCAGAAUGAAUAUAGGCAUCCCAUCACAAAUGAAAUAUUUUCUGAAAAAUUAUACCUCAACCAUUGUUGAGAAGUGUAAUAGAGAAUUCUCAAUUUUAUCUUUUCUGGAAAAUAUCACAUCUGUUAUUAAAUUGCUGCAAUUUUUAAAAAAUCUCCAGUAAUUUCAGUUUCUGCAAAAAUCACACAGGACCAUUUUUCUACAACGAUGUUGAUAUUUUUCAAGGAUGUUGAGAGGCAAGUGAUAGCUUUUAUUGUGUUUCUUAUUCAUUUCGUGAUAUUUCCAAAACAAAGAUAACAUUUGCACAAAGAGUAGUGUUUUUCAGAGAACAUGUCGUGCUUGGCCGGUUCUAGCGCUACUAUUGCAUGAGUGAUUUAAAGAGCUGAUACCGUUCAUGUUGUGACAUGUUCUCUGAAGACGAAUGUACCUACCUUCGAUGCAGACGUGAUGCAUCAAGGAAAGGAACAUCACUUCUGCAGUUUUGAAGAAAUAUAUACCCUCAAUACCAUUUCGGAUAUGUUUCAUACUAAUAAAAAUUACAUUUCUAUUUAUUCCCAACAUCUUAUUGAAUAAUAUACCAGGAAUUCGGUCUGCUUGAAUGGAUGACUCAUUACCUUUCUUCAUUAAUUCCACCAUGAUAAAUGAAAUUAUCUAGUCAUUACAUUUUAGCAAUACAACUAAUGAUCGUACGUAAUAUUUCAAUCAGGUACCUACAUUCGAAUCAUUUCAAUUUUACUCAAAAAGUAAAUAUUUUUAAGGAAUCCGAUAGGUAUAUAACUAUCAUAAACAUACCUUAUUUCCGAGAUACUUUAUUAUUUUUAGCUUCUAGACGUCAGAUUUAUCUCUAGUUUGAUCAGUCUGUGUACAUAUUCUAUUUUUUUCACCACUAGCUAUAGAAUUUACUAUUAUUUACCCGUUUUCAAGUCGUAAAGAGUGGCACUAAAAUCUAUUAGUUAUUUAUCAAUAAAGACUUGUGAUAUGCUUUGACAUUGACAUUGGAUCAUAUUUCAGUUACACAGAACUAUAAAGAUUGAAAUAUAUUGCUAGUGGUGAAAAGAAUUUAAUAUACAUCUUGGUAGCAAAGAAUAUCAUUAACACGGGACCUCAUACUCCUAGACUAAAACCUCGGGAUAUAAUGUUGGUCCCUGGGUGAUAACGAUAUUCUUUACUACUUUCGUGUAUUGUGACCCACAUAAUUUAUAUGUUUCGAAAAUGAUGAGAUAAUACUCACCAAUAUAUUAUUAUGCCUGUCAAUGAUAAUAUGUUGAUCAGUAUAAAAUAGAUAACCCGCGUAUUCACAAAUACCUGUAUAGAGUAUAUGACUAGAAUAUGUAAAAAGUUUUCUAUUUCAACAGUACCUGAAAUUUGUCACCAAAUCAUUCGUUCUUGAUUAUCAAUUUAAUUUAAAUUUGAUUCAAUUGUGUCUGUUAUUUUUUUGUCAUGACUUUCCAAGAAUUGAGUAAUAAAAUUCUUCUAGAUGCUUACUGAAAAUAUUGAUCCUUUUUUGGGGUGUUCUUAAGAAAGAUAUGAUAUACAGGGUGUCCACUUUAUAAUGAAGCAUAUGAAUAUCUUGGAAACUAUCAAGUGGUAGGUAGUUUCACUCUACCGUACAGAACUGAUAGUCGUCAAUUUUCCAUGUUAUUUCAUGACGGUCUAUGCAAAUAUAAUGAAGUUUCAAGACAUUUUGUUUCUUUUCUUUCAAUAUAAAAGAUUUUUGAGAACAUAAAAACGGUUUGUUUUUGGACACCCUGUCCUGAGUACCGAAUAAAAUGUUCCUAUUCAUUAUUUAUUUCGCAUAUAUUCAUUUGAAAACCUGUCCAAUCAGUCUGAUUUUGACAUAAUUUUGUAUAAAAUAUAUAAUGAAAGUG
Molecule: messenger RNA, 4598 nt
Organism: Phaedon cochleariae (mustard beetle)
Lineage: Eukaryota; Metazoa; Arthropoda; Insecta; Coleoptera; Chrysomelidae
Source: the annotation of a GenBank genome assembly